AUGCCCUCCGAAGAGAAGUUUCAGGCCGGCGAGGCUUACGGAGAUGUGGAAAAAGACUCUGCCAAUUUCUUUUCUGAUCCUGCCAAGAUCGCGCAAGAUCUCUUGAAAGACUGUGCUGGUCUUGCGAACCAGACAACUCUUCCCGAGCUCGUGGGCCUCAUCAAGGAACUACUACAAAAGGGGCAACCUCUUGACGAUAAGAAGGGUAACACUGAGCUCUUGAUUGGGAUCCUUACCUCCCUUCCUUCUACGUCAAAGGCUAGAGUUCAGCUUACCAACAAGCUCAUUGAUACGCUUUGGGAUAACCUUCAACAUCCACCCUUGUGCUAUGUUGGAGGUGACGUGAGGUACGAGGUGGUUGACUCUUCGGAGUCAACUGGACCACAUAAUGUGGCACCCAAGCCCUACGACGCGAUCGAGUUCAAGGCCCCGGACAGCGACAUUACCCUGCGUGAGCAUAUACCACAAGCCCCAGAUGGUCUUCAUCACUAUCGAACACCGGAUGGGAGUUAUAACAACCCCAUCCAGCCUAACUUGGGGAGGGCUGGGGCCCCUUACGCGAAGACGGUGAGGACAACAAAGCGCUUGGCGGGCGUCAAGCCUGAUGCAGGUUUACUUUUUGACCUUUUGAUGGCCCGCGAUGACAAACACUUCAAAGAGAGCCCAGCAGGUAUCUCAUCCAUGUUCUACUAUCACGCGGCCAUCAUCAUCCACGACAUCUUCCGUACAAACCGUACGGACAUGAAUAAGUCAGAUACUUCGUCAUAUCUCGACCUGGCCCCCCUUUACGGCUCUUCUCUCAAGGAUCAGCUGGAGGUCCGUACCAUGAAGGAGGGCAAGCUAAAGCCUGAUACCUUCCAUGAGAAGCGAUUGCUUGGCCAGCCUGCAGGGGUUAAUGUCAUGCUUGUUAUGUACAACCGUUUCCAUAACUAUGUAGCAGACAUCUUGCUGCAGAUCAACGAGAAUGGGCGCUUUACGCUAGACUGUGGGCUAAAUCCUACUCCAGAGGAAAAGGCUCGUGCCGUUGCUAAGCAGGAUCACGACCUCUUCAAUACGGCUCGCUUGAUCACUGGUGGGCUAUACAUCAAUAUCAGCUUGCAUGACUACCUACGAGCCAUCACCAACACACAUCACUCCAAGAGUAACUGGACACUGGACCCUCGUGUCCAAAUCGACAAGCAAUUCGAUGGUGAGGGUGCGCCGCGGGGAGUUGGGAAUCAAGUAAGUGUAGAGUUUAAUCUACUAUACCGAUUCCACUCGUGUAUUAGCCGCAAGGACGAACGUUGGAUGAACGAAUUCUUCCAUAAGCUCUUUCCAAAGCACGCGGUGGAAGACUUGGAGAAUGUGAGCUUGAAUGAGCUGGGUCAAGCCUUAGUGGAAUUUGAAAAGAAGAUCCCUCAGGACCCUAGUCUUCGCACAUUUGACGGCAUAGAGCGCCAAGGGGACGGAACGUUCAAGGAUGAGGACCUCGUACGGAUCCUCAAGGAGGCUAUGGAGGAUCCCGCUGGUGUCUUUGGCGCACGUACAAUACCAAAGGCCCUCAAAGUUGUCGAGACCCUAGGAAUAUUGCAGGGUCGCAAAUGGCAGGUCGCUUCGCUGAACGAGUUCCGCGAGUUCUUCGGACUCAAGAGAUACGACAAAUUUAGCGAAAUCAACUCGGAUCCGGAGAUCGCCAACAUCCUCGAGAAGCUAUACACAGAUCCUGACAUGGUCGAACUCUACCCGGGUCUCAUGAUCGAAGAUGCCAAACCUGUCCGCAACACGGGCUGUGGAAUCCAGCCGACGUACUCGGUGGGCCGUGCUGUGCUAUCUGACGCCGUCACUCUCGUCCGCUCCGAUAGGUUCAACACUCUCGACUAUACCGUCUCGAACUUGACCAGCUGGGGCUACAACGAAGUGCAACAGGACUAUAAGAACCUAGGAGGGUCGAUGUUGUAUAAACUCAUUCAGCGAGGUCUUCCUGGUUGGUUCCCUUAUAACUCAGUAGCUGUCAUGCAGCCCUUUUACACGAAGAAGGCCAAUACGGCAAUUGCCAAAGAACUGGGUACUAUUGACCAGUACACCUUGGACGAUCCACAACCGCCUAGGCAGUCCGUUAUUCUAUUUUCAAGUGCAUCCAUCAAGGAAGUCCUUAGUCACCACACGGAGUUUGUCGUGCCCUGGCUUCCGGCCAUGAAUGCCUUGUUCCCCGGAAAGAAGGACCUUGGCUGGUACAUGCUGGCGGGCGACGCACCCCGGAACGAGGCCGACCGUGCCAACAUGCUCAAGGCAAUGAACAAGGUGCCCAACAUGCACAAGGCAGUACACGAGUUCGUCGAACGCGUGGGCUCGAAGCUGAUCCAGAAAGAGUCGUUUAUGUUCAAGGAGGGUCUCAACCAGAUCGACCUUAUUCGCGACGUUGCUAUCCCACUCAACGCACAGCUUCUCGCUGAUCUCUUCUACUUCGAUAUGAAGACUGACGAAAACCCCAAUGGUACCCUCAGCCAUACCGAUCUUUACCGAUCUCUCCUGGAUAUCCGUAUUUGGGGAGUCAACAACAACGACCCAGCCCAGGCAUGGACUCGUCGCCGCCGCGCGCAGGAGGGUGCCAAAGUCAUGAUUGACUCUACUCGGAAGCUCGUUGAUGAGGUCUCCAUUAGUCGUGGAUUCGGCCUCGGCGUCGCUUCCACCUUAUCUAACCUUGUCACCCGGAAGGGUAGCCUCAAGGAUGGUUCUCUACGUUCUUGCGGCUAUAAACUCGUCGAGCAGCUUCUGGCGCAGGGCGGUAAGCCCGAGACAGUCGUUGAUAUGCUGUGGCUCACGGCCUUUGGUGCCAUUGGUGUGCCUGUAACAUCGUUCUACGAAAUUCUGGAGUUCUUCCUCCGUCCCGAGAACGCGUCCAUCUGGGCAGAGAUCCAGUCCAUGGCGCAGAAGGGUGACGAUGAUGGAAUCCACGCCUACGUCAUUGAGGCCCAGCGCCUCACAACCACGCAGCGCAACGUGCGUGUUGCGACGAAGCCGGCCGAAUUUGAGGGCAAGAAGAUUCAGCCCGGUAACCUUGUGGUCAUGAUGCUCGGCGAGGCCGGACGCAACGGGUCUGAUGUCCCCAACGCGGACAAGUUCGACCCGAAGCGCAAGCAGGACUACAUCACGGCCCACAGCUACGGACAGCACGAGUGUCUAGGCACGGAAGUAGCACGCGCCUUCAUCAGCGGGCUCGUCAAGCUCGCGGCCGAUCUAAAGGGUCUGCGCCCAGCACCUGGCCAAAUGGGCCAGGUCAAGACGAUUCACGUCGGCGCCGAGAAGGCCUAUCUGAACGACAGCUGGUCAUAUCUCUGCUUCGACGCUAGUACCUGGAAACUCCACUUCGACGGCCAUGGAAAGGGUGGUUACAAGAGUGACAAGGAGCCUAAAGCGGCGCUGGAGAUGCAGGAGUACUACCACAUGAUCCAGAAGGCUAAGGACAAGGUGCUGCAGUAA
This is a messenger RNA of Hypoxylon fragiforme, 3459 nucleotides long. Its product is annotated as heme peroxidase. Gene Ontology annotation, biological process: response to oxidative stress. The record is from RefSeq and is a predicted model, not a curated record. The transcript has 6 exons. Gene Ontology annotation, molecular function: heme binding; iron ion binding; peroxidase activity. Bases 1 to 3459 code for a protein of 1152 amino acids. NCBI's taxonomy places the organism in Eukaryota, Fungi, Ascomycota, Sordariomycetes, Xylariales, Hypoxylaceae.